AUGAAUUCGAAUUGGUUUUCCCCAUCUCCUACGGACUACACCCUCUCCGCUAACCAAAUGGGUAAAAGAAAAGCUAAAACACAAGAGCUCGAAAAACGGAAGAAAUUGAAACAAGCCCAAGAUGCUCAACUUACAACAAAUUUGUUCAAGCAUGAUUGGGAGAAUGAAGAACAAGAUUAUGAAUUGAGGCCGAGAAAAAUUAAGGAGAACCAUCUUAUUGAAGCGUCAUUGCCCAUCAAGAGGGAAGACGGUAGGAUAGAGAGAGUAUUGCGGGAGGCGGAAGAAGCAGAGGAGGAAGAAGAAGAAGAAGAAGAAGAAGAGGAAGACCGAGAACGAAAGCAAGCUCAAGGGGACACGCAACAAGAGGAACUACAACUAGAACAAGAGCCGCAGGAGGACGAAGAUGCACACCUUUCUCCUAGGGAGAGAUUGAUCAAAACAAAAGAAGAAAUCGCCGAGCUUGGCUCUAAACUUAUUGAAAACCCAGAAGAGAACAUCGCAUGUUUGACUCGAUUACGCAAAAUGAGUGAAUCAAAGAAUUUCAUGACUUCGCAAUUGGCAAUAAUGGCUCUUUUGCCCAUUUUCAAGUCACUAGCACCAUCUUAUAGAAUACGAGCUUUAACUGAUGCUGAAAAGAGAGAAAAAGUGAGUCGAGAUGUGGCCAGAUUACGUCAAUAUGAGCAAACUUUGGUUGUCAAUUACAAAGCAUACCUCGAUUUGCUUUCUACGUAUUCAAAAAUCUCCUACUCCAACUCAGCAAAUAACGAUAAGAUUACCUCUGAUCAAUUGAAGAGGGGUAAUCUAGCGUUGAAAGCAGCCACUGAAUUAUGCACGUCAUCUUUGAGACAUUUUAACUACCGAAAAGAGUUGUUUACUAUAAUGAUCAAAAGGCUCAAUAGAAAGCCAACUUUUGAACAAGAUGUGCCUGUGUUUAUUAAAUCGGUGCAUGCUUUGGAAACUUUACUUAGGGAUGAUGAAGAGCAUGGAGACAUCACGGUGGAUAUUGUAACCAUUUUGACAAAAACAAUCAGAGACAAAAAAUACCGCGUGGAUGAGUCUGUUGUCAAUAUUCUUUUAUCAGCAUCAUUAUUGGCAGACUACUCUCCCAACGAUGACCAAGACAAACCAAGGACUAAAUUGAAAAAGAAGGACCGCGUACAUUUGUCGAAAAAGGAGAGAAAGAAUAGAAAAGAACACAAGGAGAUCGAAGAGGAAAUGCGUCAGGCACAACAAGCAAUCACAGUUGAGCAGCGUGAGAAAUUUCAAGCACAAGUGUUGAAAAUGAUUCUCAUGUGUUAUUUGGAAAUUUUAAAAGCAAGUCAAGAUGAUGAAACACAAGAAGGGCAAAAUGCAUUGCCGUUAAUUGGAAGUGCUUUGAAGGGAUUAUGCAAGAUUGCCCAUUUAAUCAAUGUGGAUUUAGUUGCCGAUGUUUUCUUAACAGUCAGAGGCAUCAUGAUGGAUAUAAUUGAGGAAUUCAACACCAAGAUGUUAGGCGAUUGCAUACAUGCUUUACUAAAUACGGGGAACCGAAGACAACAAACUGUGCUGGAACCCAAGGAGAUUCUGCAGUUGUUGCAAUCAAUGAAGUUGCACACGCCGGAAAUUGCAACCUUGCGAUUGAUUUAUGAGUUUGUUAAUCGUUAUGGUGAUAAAAGAGAGGAUGAAUCAUGGGAAGAUGUGUUGUUGGAUAAUCAUUAUUGCCCCACUGUAAAAGAGUUGAAGAAGCAGAGGAGAUAG
This is a messenger RNA of Lodderomyces parapsilosis, 1737 nucleotides long. RefSeq lists its product as uncharacterized. Gene Ontology annotation, cellular component: nucleolus. The transcript has a single exon. Gene Ontology annotation, molecular function: chromatin binding. The coding region runs from base 1 to 1737 and encodes 578 amino acids. The record is from RefSeq and is a predicted model, not a curated record. Gene Ontology annotation, biological process: DNA replication initiation. NCBI's taxonomy places the organism in Eukaryota, Fungi, Ascomycota, Pichiomycetes, Serinales, Debaryomycetaceae.